CUGCGCUGAGUCGCUGACAGAACCUGACCAGGUAAGGCCAGUCCCGAGUAGUCUCUGUUGCUGACCCUAUACGCAGAAGAUAUUCGUAGGUACCGCCGACCCAUAUUUGUAUCUGCUGCUGGCUAGACCUGGAACACAUAAGACGCUGUGCUCUCUAGCUAGAGAAUAUGACUUGAGAUAGCCUCCACGACUCAAGUUGCACCGAAGACAUGUAACGCUCAAAGCUUCUUCUAGGUUUUUAUGCCCUCAGGCUCUCCUCUCUGAGAACUUCACAUGCGCUCUGUUGCUAUUGCACACGUCGCUAUUGCCGCCUUAGAACUCGACAUCGUCUGCGAGUUGCUGCAUGAUACCGCGCCCUCGCUUCUGCAUUCAGACGUGAAGGUUCUCGAUGGUCAUGAAGAACCACGGGAUGCAGGAGUUGCGGACCAGAAGGAGGGGUCGAGGGUAGGGCUGAUGAGGGACGUGAUCUGUUAGGGAGAAUCAAAAGAGAUUGCAGCCAGCGACGCUCUACUACGCACCGUCACCGCCCGCUGAUUCCGACGUAUAUCUCGAACAAUUUCACUUACACCGUCAAACAUUUUCCUUGCACGUCCACAUAAAGUGCCUGCGUGAGCAUUUUCUCCUGGCUUUGAUUAUUUUCAAGUUUCAAAUCCCAUUCUUUUGGAAAACCAACUUCAAACUCCCACGAAUGGGAGCAUACAGGGGAAUAAACAGCAUUCGACACGUGGCCUGAAAAUAUACAGUACAAGCUGUGGCAUGAAAACACGAGCGCGCAGCGCUCGCCGUAUGCCCACCGGCCAGAUGCCAAGCGUGCAUUAUGCGCCUCGCUCGCGUCGUCACCGUGUGCCACGACAGAUCCUGCAGUCGGUGUGCUAGAUAUGGGCGGACAACGUGUCUGCGAAUUAACGUUCGUUACGGCUGGCUCAUAUGCAACGGGUUCGUGAAGAAAGAUGGCGAUUACUUUGCUAUCUCACUCCUAUAUGCUACCUUUAUUCUAUUAACACAAAGUGGAUGGCCAGGAGGCGCACACCAGGAGACACACUUCGCUAUCCGCUGUCAGAGCAGAGGCUCAGCUGUCCUCCACGAUUUCGGUGUCGAGCAAAUGAUAACUCAGAGUGCCUUCUUGAACACGUUCUUAAUGAGGUACGCUUGGUGAUGGAGUCGUGCACGCUAUACAUCUAUCGCCAAGAUUGGUGCCGAUCUGCGUCCAUCGAGAGUAGCGCGGGCCACUCAAACACACUCCGAUUACAUUUGCGCCGUGACAAGCGUGGUCGUUGCCGGUCGUGGCCAUGGUAUCUAGAGGCUGGGCUGCGGAGCGAUCACUAAUUUGAUGUGUGUAGCGCUCUGCUCAUAGAAUGAAGUAUUGUGUAGCUCAGUGAUCGCAAUGACGGCUCGUCUGCCACCACAAAGGUUCUUGCAAGCGGCCUUGUAACUCGGCCACAAAGCGAUCACGUGUCUAUGUCGCGGAGUUCCGUGGCUUCGUGGCUUGC
Heterobasidion irregulare TC 32-1 is the source of this 1490-nucleotide messenger RNA. RefSeq lists its product as uncharacterized. The record is from RefSeq and is a predicted model, not a curated record. The transcript has 7 exons. Bases 928 to 1326 code for a protein of 132 amino acids. Lineage: Eukaryota; Fungi; Basidiomycota; Agaricomycetes; Russulales; Bondarzewiaceae.